Molecule: messenger RNA, 583 nt
Organism: Poecile atricapillus (Black-capped chickadee)
Lineage: Eukaryota; Metazoa; Chordata; Aves; Passeriformes; Paridae
Gene: RGS13
Product: regulator of G protein signaling 13
Exons: 5
Coding region: 1-543 (180 amino acids)
Source: RefSeq, a predicted model, not a curated record
AUGGCCACUGUGUGCCUGGGAUAUGUACAAAAGAGAGCCAGGCACUGGAGAAUGAGCCCAAACACUUGUUGGCUUUGCAAGAUAUUCAGAGCAGAAGAGAAUGGGAUCAGCCCUAAGGUGUCUUUGGAGGAAGUGCUACAGUGGUCCCAGUCUUUUGAAAACCUGGUAACAAGCAAACAUGGGCCUAUGAUCUACAAGACCUACUUGAAGACAGAACACAGUGAUGAAAACAUAGAAUUCUGGCUUGCCUGCGAAGCUUAUAAGAAGAUAACAUCUCAGAGGAAAAGGAUUUCCAUGGCCAGGAAGCUCUUUACAAGUUUCAUCCAACCCCAGGCACACAAUGAGAUAAACCUUGACAGUCCUGCAAGGGAAGCAAUUAUAAGGAAUAUUCAAGAGCCAACACGGUCCUGCUUUGAUGAAGCGCAGAGAAUAAUCUACAGGCACAUGGAAAGAGAUUCCUACCCACGAUUUCUUGAAUCGCAGCUCUACCAAAAGCUCAAGCACAGUCUUCAAACUAAAGGCAACAAUUCAAUGAGAAAUUGAAGAGAAUGGUUAAAAAUGGAAAAAGGUUUAUUCUGGCACA